Messenger RNA from Lucilia sericata (common green bottle fly), 5717 nucleotides. RefSeq lists its product as uncharacterized. The transcript has 3 exons. Lineage: Eukaryota; Metazoa; Arthropoda; Insecta; Diptera; Calliphoridae. The record is from RefSeq and is a predicted model, not a curated record. The coding region runs from base 1517 to 2464 and encodes 315 amino acids.
UUUUUUUAUAUAUGUUAGUUUAAGCUUAAGUUUGAUCUAAUAUUGUUAGAGAAUUACGUGCGUUGACUUUUUUUUUUUUUGAGUUUUUUUGCUUAAGUGCAACAUACAAGUGCAAGUUAAAGGUGUAAUUUGUAUAGUUUUAUUGCUGUUGCUGCCACACAAAUAACAACAAACAACUAAAUUAACUUAUAAAAGUUGCGUUUAAAAGGAAAUUUUUUGUUUGUGUUUAAAUUUAAAGAAAAAAAUCGUAUAAUUUUAGUUUAAACUUUGGUGGCAACUGAGUCGAUAUGUGUGUUACAUACUCCAAGACAUUAUUAUGCAAUAGAGAGGCCUAAGCAGCAAUUGAUGCCUCCAGUUGUUGUUGUUGAAUACAAGGAAAUACGUUUCCUUAACCAGUUUUUUGUGUAAAAAGUUUUGGUUUUUUUGCUUUAUGGUUAAAUUUUUAUUAAAAUCAAAUGUUUGAUAAUACCAAGCUUGGUCAGCAAAUCAUAAAAAAAAUAUCGAAAAAAAGUUAAAGUUAAAGUUUUUUAAUUGAAAAAUAAAAUAACUCUCCAAAAUCGAUUUAAUAAUUACGAUAAUAAAAAAAUAAAUAAUUUUAAUUAUAAAACAAACAUGAAAUAUUUUACUAUAACAUUUAUUAAGGCAGCUGUUAAAACGUGAUUAUGAAUAUUUAAGAAAAAAAAUAAAUAAAUAAAUUAAAAAAAAAGUGAUUUUUAUGUUUUGUAUUUAAGACAAAAACUACUGUUUAAAAAGGUGGCUACUGAACAAUAUUUGACAUGCAAUUGUUAUAAAAUUUUCUUAUUGUUUUAAUGUUGUAAAUACCUUUGAUUAAAUCAUAUUGUUUAAAUAAUAAAAAAAAUCAAUAUUCAAUAGAAAUAUAUAUUUUUUUUAAUUUUCUGCACUAGUAGUUUUCAAAGCCACUUGCAAAAAUACAAAAAAUCGACUAAAACAACAUCAAAAAAAAAAAAAAAAAAAAAUCAUAAAUAAAGUGUAAUAAUAUUUUUUUUUCAAUAAACCAACUGACCAUAAUAUUGCAAAAGUUAAAACUAUACCACAAAACCAUAUCAAAUAUCCGUGUUUUAAAUAAAUCUAAAUUAUAUAUACUAAACUUCCAUAAGCAUACCUUUAGGUAUAACAACUCCUAUAACGAAAAAAAAAUUGUGUUUGCGUGCCAUAAACAACUAAAAAAAAACUAAAAAUAAUACAAUUUUUAUUAUUUACAAAUAAAUAUAAAUAUUUAAUUACUUAACUUGCUUUAGUUGAAAAAAUAUUUGCAAAAAAAAAAAAUCGUUAAGAAACUACAUAGUGGAACCUAUAAAUAUCAAACUAUAUACUAAACUAAAAAAAUAUAAACAAAGUUGUGGAAAACAUAAACAAAUCUAUAAUUUUAUAUAAAAAAAAAUUUAUUAUAUAAACCAAGCAAUUAAAAAAAAAAAAAUAACUAAACCUAUAAAAUAGGCGUUACUGCACAUCCCCCUAUAGUAUUGUAUAAUUAUUCAAAAUUAUUUUUAACACAAUGUUGCCAAAAUCAAAAAUAUUGUAUUUUGGUUUAUUUUUAUUUUUAAUAAUAAAUGCCGUACAAGCCAAACCCUCAAAGGAUACCGAGGGUAAAGUGGAGACAAAAGAGGAUAAGAAAAAUGAUGAAUUUCCCGAGGAGGAUUCAGAUAUGCUAAUGGAACCCAAUGAUUUUGGUCCUAUAACUAUAUUACGCUCCCAAGAGCGUCAAUUUCAUGAACCACCUUCUACACAACAAUUUCGUCCUCUGCCUAAUGCUAGAUAUGUAGCCAGAUCAGAUGUUUCUAGUGCUGCACAUGUUAGCCCCAUCGAUUCCCAUUCACAAGCGGCUCAAAAUUACUAUCCACCCUUUUUCAGGGAGGCACCACCCCUAGGACACUCUCGCCCUUAUUUCCCCCUAUCAGAUGCUCCUAUAGUACCCAAGUAUGCUGAAGCCAGACCCGAAGGUAAUCUAGGACCCGGUCUGCCUCCCAAUCAAAGAGCUGCUGGUUUUGAUCAUAGUAUUUUGGGUUCUGGAGAUUUUGGUGUUAUACGUGGCGGUACUUUCUAUCCUGAAGAAGAAAUGCCCUAUCAUCCCGAGGAUAGCAUAGACUUUGUACAGAAAUACACUUAUCCUGAAGAACAAUUUGCUCAUUUCCGUGAUUUUGCCGACAUAAAUACACCCGUCGAUACUGCCUUCUCACACUUUGUGGUUGUCUAUCAAGCCAAGAAUUCCACAAAACCAGCUUCACAUCCUCAUCCGAAAAAUAUUUUCGAACAAUUAGAGCUAUUAGAUAAGGAAAAGGCUGCUGAGGAAAAGAAAUUGAAAAAACCCAAACAUCCCAGUAAGUCAAAAACGAAGUUGGCCAAAACAAAAUUGCAACAAAAGAAAUAUAAGAAAAAAGCUAGCACCUCACCAUCAACGGUGGCAAAAGAUAUUGAAGAAGAACCUUUAUUGGCUUUAAGUUAAAAUUUCUGUUUUUAAAGGGAUUGUGCAAAAUUCUUUUUUUUUUUAAUCAUAAAAAAAUACAUUAUUUUAAAUUUAAUUUAUUAAUUUUAAAGCGCAACAAAGAAAUUUCAUAUUCAGCAUUUUGUAUUUUUUUCGUGAAAAAUCGUAACAUUAUUUCUUAUUGUCAUUAGUUUAAUCAAUUUGUUUUUUUUUUGAACUACAAUAUUUACAUGGAGCAAAAAACAACCAAAAUUAUUAAGAAAAAUUUAAGCAUAUUUUCAUUUAAUUAAAAUUUUCUUAUUUUUAUGUUAAAAACCACAAAAAAACAUAUUAAGUUAAAUGUACAAAAAAUGUAAGAAAAAUCUUUCAAUCAUUAUUAGCAGUAUAUUAAUUUCAUAUUCCAUUUUUAAUUUCUUUGCUUUUUAUUUUCUGGAUAUAAAAUUUUCAUCUUUUUUACAACUUUUUCCAAAGAAUGGUCAUACAUUUUGGUUCAUUUCCCUUACUUCAUAAACGUUUGUAUUUAUAACUCAUUAAAUGAAAAAAUACUUGAAAUCUUCUUAACAGACUUAAAAUCUCUUGAUAGCUAUACAAAUGGAGUGCAAUCAUAGCGCUCACAUUCUUCUUCAGAUCUUCGUGUACUAGUUUUCCUUCCUUAAAUAUGAGCGUAAACCCAGACAUUUACAAACACAAGCAAAUAAUAUCAGAGAGUUUGUUUAAUACUAUUACUGACAACUUUUUCUGCAGAAAGGAUAAUCAGAUUAUGACUGAUUCUGACUACUUCUCCUAUAGAAAAUAUAGUCAGAUUCUGACUACUUUUCUUAUAGAAAAUAUAGUCAGAUUUUGACUAAUUUUCUUAUAGAAAAGAUGGUCAGAUUCUGACACUCUUCUUAUAGAAAAUAUACUCAGAUUCUGAUUACUUUUCCUAUAGAAAAUUUAGUCAGAUUCUGACUACUUUUCCAAAAGAAAACAUAGUCAGAUUCUGAGUACUUUCUCUGUAGAAAAUUUAGUCAAAUUCUGACUACUUUUCUUAUAGAAAAUAUAGUCAGAUUUUGACUAAUUUUCUUAUAGAAAAGAUGGUCAGAUUCUGACAACUUUUCUUAUAGAAAAUAUACCCAAAUUCUGAUUACUUUUCCUAUAGAAAAUAUACUCAGAUUCUGAUUACUUUUCUUAUAGAAAAUAUAGUCAGAUUUUGACCAAUUUUCUUAUAGAAAACAUAGUCAGAUUCUGACAACUUUUCUUAUAGAAAAUAUACUCAGAUUCUGAUUACUUUUCCUAUAGAAAAUAUAGUCAGAUUUUGACUACUUUUCCCAUAGGAAACAUGGUCAGAUUCUGACCACUUUUUCUAUGAAAAAUAUAGUCAGAUUAUGACUACUAUUCCUAUAGAAAUCAAAGUCAGAUUCUGACUACUUUCUCUGUAGAAAAUGUAGUCAGAUUCUAACUACUUUUCUUAUAGAAAAUAUAGUCUGAUUUUGACUACUUUUCUUAUAGAAAAUAUAGCCAUUUUUUGACUAAUUUUCCUAUAGAAAAUAUGGUCAGAUUCUGACUACUCUUCUUAUAGAAAAUAUACUCAGAUUCUGAAUACUUUUCCUAUAGAAAAUAUAGUCAGAUUCUGACUACUUUUCCCAAAGAAAACAUAGUCAGAUUCUGACUACUUUCUCUGUAGAAAAUUUGGUCAGAUUCUGACUACUUUUCUUAUAGAAAAUAUACUCAGAUUCUGACUACUUUUCCUAUAGAAAAUAUAGUCAGAUUCUGACUACUUUUCCCAUAGGAAACAUGGUCAGAUUCUGACUACUUUUCCUAUAGAAAACAAAGUCAGAUUCUGACUACUUUCUCUGUAGAAAAUGUAGUCAGAUUCUGACUACUUUUCUUACAGAAAAUAUAGUCUGAUUUUGACUACUUUUUUAUAGAAAAGAUAGUCAGAUUUUGACUACUUUUCUUAUAGAAAAGAUAGUCAGAUUUUGACUACUUUUCUUAUAGAAAAGAUAGUCAGAUUUUGACUACUUUUCUUAUAGAAAAGAUAGUCAGACUCUGACUACCUUUCUUAUAGAAAAUGUAGUCAGAUUCUGACUACCUUUCUUAUAGAAAAGAUAGUCAGAUUCUGAUUAUUUUGCUAUGGCAAUGAUAGUCAGAUUCUGACUACUUUUCUUAUGGAAAAUAUAGUUAGAUUCAGACCACUUUUCCUAUAGAAAAUAUUGUCAGAUUCUGACUACUUUUCCCAAAGAAAACAUAGUCAGAUUCUGACUACUUUCUCUGUAGAAAAUUUGGUCAGAUUCUGACUACUUUUCUUAUAGAAAAUAUACUCAGAUUCUGACUACUUUUCCUAUAGAAAAUAUAGUCAGAUUCUGACUACUUUUCCCAUAGGAAACAUGGUCAGAUUCUGACUACUUUUCCUAUAGAAAACAAAGUCAGAUUCUGACUACUUUCUCUGUAGAAAAUGUAGUCAGAUUCUGACUACUUUUCUUACAGAAAAUAUAGUCUGAUUUUGACUACUUUUUUAUAGAAAAGAUAGUCAGAUUUUGACUACUUUUCUUAUAGAAAAGAUAGUCAGAUUUUGACUACUUUUCUUAUAGAAAAGAUAGUCAGAUUUUGACUACUUUUCUUAUAGAAAAGAUAGUCAGACUCUGACUACCUUUCUUAUAGAAAAUGUAGUCAGAUUCUGACUACCUUUCUUAUAGAAAAGAUAGUCAGAUUCUGAUUAUUUUGCUAUGGCAAUGAUAGUCAGAUUCUGACUACUUUUCUUAUGGAAAAUAUAGUUAGAUUCAGACCACUUUUCCUAUAGGAAAUAUUGUCAGAUUCUGACUACUUUUCGAAUAAAAAAUUAAGUCAGAUUCUGUCUACUUUCCCAGAUUUUGACUACUUUUUCUGUAAGCUUCUGAGUACAUUUUCUAUAGAAAAGUUUCUGUCUUCUUUUCCUAUAGAAAAUAUAAUCAGUUUCUGACUACUGUUUCUAUAGAACUAAUAGUUAGAUUCUAACUUAAUUUCCCACAGAAAGUAAAGAAGUUACUUUUUAAUGACCAUUCCAUAUUCUUUUACUUUCAAUUUUUUUUUCAUUUUUAUUUAAACAUUUCAAUAUUUUCCUUUCAAUAUUGUAUUUUUUUUUCUUCAAAAUCAUUAUGUUAGCCACAAAAUAAAAUACUCAUUACAUUAGUUACAUUAUGUACUUUUACAUUUAGAUUUGUACGUAAACAAACAAAAAAAAAAUCGUUUAUAUAAAUUUAAAUAAUGAAAUUUAUAUGUAUGAUUAUUUUUUAUUUUGUUUAAAAAAAAUAUCAUA